AUACAUACAUAUGUAAACUUUCAGAAAAUGUACGUGUCUUAUUCGGCUUAAGCCCUCGUCGGCAGUAGUCAGCAAGCUUUAUUCGUGUUCAGAGCAACUAAAGGAAACCAGCCGCAUUUAUAUACAUAACUAAGAUGAUUGGCUACAAAAGUAUUAUGACCGCGUUAUUGGCGAUCCUAGCAGUAGCUCCUUCAGCGCCUGCUCCUCAACAAAACUUAAACGCUCAGAAAAACAUUGAAGAAAUAUUUAACACUAAAACUAACAGUCUUGCGUCACAAAUCAGCGGAAUUGGAUUAGUCGUUACACCUGAGCCUUUAGAUGACGUAAGCACACAGAAAGUCUUUAACUCAAUUAGUGGCAAAAGUACAUCUUGCAAUUGUGUACCUUAUUAUAUGUGCGACCCGUCAACGAAUAGUGUGACUGAGGACGGGUCAUUUGAUGGAUUUGGUGUGAUUGAUAUUCGAUUUAACGCCGAUGAUCCGGUAUGUCCUGCAUCGGUAGACGUGUGUUGUGCGGAUAAUAAGACGCGUAAUGUAACCUUAAAUCCCACACCUUUAAAUCAAAGACCAAACCAACCACGAGGCUGCGGUGUUCGCAACACAGGUGGAUUAGAUUUUGCUCUUUCUGGGGUGACGCAAAAUGAAGCUGGGUUUGGCGAGUUUCCAUGGACAGUAGCUUUAUUACACUUCGGAAACCUAAGCUAUUUCUGUGCUGGAUCACUAAUACAUCAAAGAGUGGUUUUGACUGCGGUACACUGUGUUGAAGCGCAUGGACCAGGAACUUUUAUUGUCCGUGCAGGAGAGUGGGAUACACAAACAACGAAAGAGCGUCUACCCUAUCAAGAAAGAACAGUGCAAACGGUCAUUAAACAUCCACAAUACAAGAGCAGAAACAUAGCUAAUGAUUUUGCUCUUAUAGUUUUAAGUGAGCGCGUUGUUUUGGAUGAUCACAUUAAUGUCAUAUGUUUACCACAGCAAGAAGCUAUUCCAGAACCAUCUACCACAUGUUUUUCCACAGGCUGGGGCAAGGAUGUUUUCGGUUCUUUUGGAAAAUAUAGUGUCAUAAUGAAACGUGUGCCCUUGCCUAUUGUGGCAUUUAAUACUUGUCAAUCGCGGCUUAAAAGUACUCGACUUGGACCCAAAUUUACCUUGGAUAGGUCAUUUAUAUGCGCAGGUGGGCAGCGUGGAAUUGAUACAUGCCAAGGUGACGGUGGAGCUCCAUUAGCGUGUCCAAUCGGGAUUACAUCAGAAAACCGAUAUCAGCAGAGUGGUAUAGUUGCUUGGGGAAUUGGUUGCAAUGAUGAAGUGCCAGCAGCUUAUGCCAAUACAGCUUUGGCACGAGAUUGGAUUGACCAGCAAAUGAUAGCCAAUGGCUUCGGAACUGAUGCUUACACUGCAUAAAUGGUGAUUCCAGCAGACAAACAAAUUUUAAAUAAAAUAUUUAAGUAUAUUUACUUACAAAUACAAUUUUUUAUAUACGAUACUUAUAAAACGAUUGAAUAAACAAUAUAUUUUAUGAAUAAAGCCAACGAUAACGGAUUCAUAAGUCACAUCCCUAGAUGAAAUUCCCCAAAUGCCAUUUAUUUGUUUUGUUUAGGCGUGCUGGCAACAUCGAUCUCGUGAUAAUGGAAUUUAAUAAUCCAUUUUUGAAAUUCAAUCUCAACGAUACGUGUGAAAUGUCGUAAAAUAUUCAAAGAUUAAUAUCUUAGAGGAACACGUUCGAUUGUAUUUGAGAAUGAUGUGUCCUGUAAUUGUUAAACUAAUUAAGAAUUUAAAAAACCCCAAUAAAAGUGUGCGAAUACUUUCAAACACACAUUUUGGUUUCCGACCCAGAACGUGAAUUAUCUAAGAUUUUUUCAUUUCCACAAAUGGCUCAUAAAUAUGUCUUAAGCAGGACACAAUAUCUACCCGAGCAUGCGCACCUUUCCAUUAC
This is a messenger RNA of Drosophila suzukii, 1932 nucleotides long. Lineage: Eukaryota; Metazoa; Arthropoda; Insecta; Diptera; Drosophilidae. The record is from RefSeq and is a predicted model, not a curated record.